Striga hermonthica is the source of this 1314-nucleotide messenger RNA. Lineage: Eukaryota; Viridiplantae; Streptophyta; Magnoliopsida; Lamiales; Orobanchaceae. The record is from the annotation of a GenBank genome assembly.
AUGCCCGGGAGCAGUGACGUAAACCCUAGCGCAACGUCUCUGUUCGCAUUCAAGCCUCGCCAAGUUAUCCUCUCACAGCAGCAGCAAAGACGCGCACCUAUGGCGAAGGCUAAGCCUGAAACCCCGUCCGAACUGAAGCCCGAGGACGAGUCUGUGCUGAUAUCCUCUGUCGCUCGAUGGCUUGAGAAUAAGGGAUUUUCCAAAGUCCUCAAACGCUUCCUCUCCGCAGCUCAAAUUGAGGACGGCACUUGGAAGGCUAAGGCACUUGACUUGAAUGAGAUUUUCUCAAAGUAUCAGGAACUGUGUAAUAAUGCUCGGGAACAAGCGGCGUCCCAGAAGAAGAUAGAAAAACAGACUGAUGGCACAUUAGAGAAAAAUGGGGAUGCGAAUUGUGUGGAUUCUGAGGAAGCUAUAAAUAAGAAAAAGAAGAAGAAAAAGGGUAAGGAGGAUGCUGCAGUUGUCUUUGCUGAGACAGGACGAACUUCCGAAGGUAAAGUCAUCAAUGAAAAGAUAUAUGAAUCAAAUGAGUCUAAACCGUCCAAGGAAUCCGAUGGUGCGGAAGCUCUUGAAUCAACGGUGGAUCAAUCAACUAAGAAGCCCAAAGAUAAGAAGAAAAAGAAAAACAAGUCGAUCUCAGAAGCAUUAGAUGCUGAUGAAAAGCAAAUAGAUAUUUUGCCUGAGGUGUCUCAAUCAAACAAUCAAGGUUUAUCUAAGGGUUCUGCUGAAGAGGCACUUGAUUUCACUACAGAUAAGAAAUCUAAAAAGAAAAAAGUCGAGGCUACAGAGAAUGGAGAUAAUGAACAUGAGAAGUCUACCAAGAAGAGAAAAAGGACGGAUCAUGUUGAAAAAGAAAACCAGUAUGGUGAUGAAGUGGCUGUUGAAGAAUCAAAGUCUAAAAAGUCAAAAGGUCUUGAAGCAGACAAAGAUCUUGACUCUGGAUCCAAUGGACAUGCUAAACACACUGAUGAGAAUGCUAAUGGUGCCGUUAUUGGCAAUGGAGCGGAUAAAUCCAGUCAGAAAAAAUCUGCGAAGAAACAGUGGAACGGUUCCGCUGAGCCAAAAGCAGGGAAUGCAUUUCAAAGAGUGAAAAUUGAUGAGGUGGAAUUUGUUGAUGAAAGGCUUCAAGAUAACUCAUAUUGGGCCAAGGAUGGUGCGGAAACUGGUUACGGUGCAAAAGCACAAGAAGUUUUGGGACAAGUCAAAGGAAGGGGAUUCCGGCAUGAGAAAACCAAAAAGAAACGCGGUAGCUACCGAGGAGGGCAAAUUGACCUGCAAUCCCACUCGAUAAAGUUCAAUUAUUCUGAUGAAGAAUGA